GCCAAAACCCCAGACUAGUGCGUAGACUUUCAGCAACAAUGAGCAGCACGAAGGGGCUCAUCCGAUUCGGUGAUGUCGUCAAGCUGCAGACCAAGUCGGCGUUUAUCGAGAGCACUCCGUCCUUCCUGGGGUUUCUUGAACUACCCGGUAAGGCGCAGACCCAACUGCUUGUGGUACCCCCAGUGAAGGAUGAUGUCAAGGACCGUUUCACGGAGGCCGAGUUCAUCAUUGCCCCAAUUCGUGGAGACAAGCAACAGGCAAACGGCACCCCACUGACCUACCAGACUCCGUUCGUGCUUCGAACUUCAGACGGAAAGGAUGGCAGCACGUACUCGCUUAACAACAAGGUGGUAGGGCAACGUGAAGGUGUCAGUCUGCAACUCUCAGCCACCAAAGGUGAGAUGUAUAUUCAGGUGGAGAAGGAAAGCUGCACAAACACCACUGAUGUUCAAUACGGCGACGACGGUCUUAACCUCCGCGUCGUCGACUCGAAUCGUGUCCGCAAGACGCUUAACCAACCACUUACCCAUGCUGCCAAACCCAAGAGCGACACACCCGGCGGUAUUGUCACCUGUGGUGCCAAGGGCACGAGUCUCACCUUCAGCUUCCACAUUUCAGUCGAUGCUGACGGGAAGCCGAAGACCGAGACGACCAAGUACAUCAAGAACCCGCAAGCUCGUCGCGGCAGCAUGGAGGCACUCAGUCCGUCAAAGGUGGACCAGCUCGGGCGUGCAGACCGUAUUGACAGUAGUGAGUUCUCCGAUGUUGACGCUAUGAGUCGCUCCAGUAGUAUCGCUGGCUUCGGCUCAAACCCCGCGAGUCCUCGUAGUAGCUCCAUGACAAAUGGACUGGCGAGUCCUGUCGAUCCUGCUGCCGUGGCUGCACGGCUUCCAGCUGCCUCUCCUGCCUCGCCACCGAAGCCUGCGGACACCAAAAAGGCCUCUCCUGCCUCACCACCGAAGCCUGCUACUGUGGAGGCGAAAGCUAAAGCUUCUCCUGCUCCAUCGCCGGUGAAAACUGCACCAGCUGCAUCACCGGCUAAGACCGAAGUGACCAAGACUGAGCUCGUGAAAGCUGAAUCCACGAAGACUGAGCCUGUCAAAGAAGAUCUCAAAGCUGAGACUACAAAGACUUCCUCAGUGAAGGCCGAUCCAGUGACUACAGCUAAUAGAGCAGCGUCUAAUGAGCCGAAGACGGUUGUGGCCGACGCAUCAACCUUCCCUCCUACACCCGCCAUCAACGGUCCUGCACCUGCACCUGUGGUGCUGUCUCCGAAGGCGGCAGCUUCGCCCAAGACCACUUUGAAGGCGACUACUACCACGUCUAAUGCGCCGGCAUCCUCCAAGAUGAUGAAGCAGGAGGACGUAGCCGAGCUGAAGGCCGAAGCCGAAGUGGAGAAUCUGGAGCCAGCGUGUGGUGCCAAGUGCAGCGUCAUGUAA
This is a messenger RNA of Phytophthora infestans T30-4, 1439 nucleotides long. RefSeq lists its product as uncharacterized. The record is from RefSeq and is a predicted model, not a curated record. Lineage: Eukaryota; Oomycota; Peronosporomycetes; Peronosporales; Peronosporaceae. The coding region runs from base 39 to 1439 and encodes 466 amino acids. The transcript is spliced from 3 exons.